This is a messenger RNA of Archocentrus centrarchus (flier cichlid), 5853 nucleotides long. RefSeq lists its product as uncharacterized. Bases 2660 to 5272 code for a protein of 870 amino acids. The transcript is spliced from 11 exons. The record is from RefSeq and is a predicted model, not a curated record. Lineage: Eukaryota; Metazoa; Chordata; Actinopteri; Cichliformes; Cichlidae.
GUUCGUAAGACACAAGCUUGUCUUGUCAUUUGUUGCAUUAUCUUUACUGUUUCGCUCUUUUUUCCACGCACGCUCUUUAGUGCAGAGCUCGCUAGCGGAGAGGUCCGGGUCUAAAACUUGAUUAGCGCCCUUGGAGAGCGGAAUGAGGUAUAGAAAUGUUGAUUGUACACUCUAUGACAAAUGUUAUUUGUUUUACCUGAAAAGUGUCAUUUCAUUUGUUCAUAUGAGUAAAUUGCAUAGUUUGUCAAGAUUGCCUGUAAUAUGUGUUUGAAAGUUUUAUUUGUUUAUUUAAAGGAAAGGUUAUGGAGUUGUUAACACUUAUUUACUAUUUGGAAUUGUGACUAAUACUGUAACAUAAUGUUCAUAAGAAUUGUUUGUGAAUUAUAUCUGCUUUGUUCUGUAGUUUUCACGGUGUCAAGAUGGCAAAGUGUCACAGUACCACUGUCUGGUGCUUACCAAAGGAAGAGAAAUAAACGACACCCGUUUGAAACUCUACGUGUUUGGUUUAUACCAUCCAAGGGGCCGCUACAGUGAAAACUCAACGCUGCACCAGUCUGAAAAUUCCUGCGCUUAAGCCAUCACAUGCAAGUGCAGAGCUCGCUAGCGGAGAGGUCCGGGUCUAAAACUUGAUUAGCGCCCUUGGAGAGCGGAAUGAGGUAUAGAAAUGUUGAUUGUACACUCUAUGACAAAUGUUAUUUGUUUUACCUGAAAAGUGUCAUUUCAUUUGUUCAUAUGAGUAAAUUGCAUAGUUUGUCAAGAUUGCCUGUAAUAUGUGUUUGAAAGUUUUAUUUGUUUAUUUAAAGGAAAGGUUAUGGAGUUGUUAACACUUAUUUACUAUUUGGAAUUGUGACUAAUACUGUAACAUAAUGUUCAUAAGAAUUGUUUGUGAAUUAUAUCUGCUUUGUUCUGUAGUUUUCACGGUGUCAAGAUGGCAAAGUGUCACAGUACCACUGUCUGGUGCUUACCAAAGGAAGAGAAAUAAACGACACCCGUUUGAAAUUCUACGUGUUUGGUUUAUACCAUCCAAGGGGCCGCUACACAGUGAUUGUGUUGUAAUGGCAAGGAAUCAGUGGGCGAUAUCUGACUAAGAUGCACAAGAAAGUUGUAUUGUACCCAGGUAAAACCUGUGUGGUGUUCCGCAAGGGGCCACUCGGAUACCUCCUCCAAGACCCGUCAGAUGAAGCUCGGCGGAUAAAAGACAACACCAAACUUCAGAACAAGUCUGUAGCAAUGAGGGAGGACCUGGUACAUCAGAAUGCUCUGACUGUGGUCCGUCACAGAGGAGGGGAUGCCUCCGACAGGCGCGAGGUGUAAGGAGAGUACAUCCUGCAGUUUGGAAAAUAUAAAGGAAAAUCUUUCCGGUGGCUUCUGGAAAAUGAUGUUGGGUACACCAUGUAUCUGAUCAAAAGUCUCCAGAAGGAAGAGGCUGCAGGGAUCGCCAUGGCUGAAAGGCAUAGUAAGGAUAGCCUGCAGUCAUUCGUACAGUAUGCCCUCGGUUUUCCGGAGAUAAAGUCUCUUCAGGAUUAUGAGGCCAGCAGAGUGAGUGCUGCAGCAGAAGUCUCCUCUGAAGAUGAUCAGCUUGUUGGCUUUGGCUUACCAUCUAAGAGCACACGGAAGGAGAUUUGGGAUGGCAGAGGUGAUGGCUACGCGGCCUUUAUCAUGGAAAAGAGCUGCAUUCAAGGAACACGGAUGUAUAAGCUGCAGCAGUACUUGCGCAAGAAGCAUCAGUCUGCCUCAGCUACCACAAGGACCUCCACCAAACCCAUUGGAAUGGAUGAUGACAAAGAGUUGGAGGAGGCAAUGCUGAGUGUCUCACCUGAAAAACUUGAAGCUGACAGCUUUACUGUGCCAACAGCAGCAGCAGCAGCAGAAGUACCCACACCCAGAGUGCCUUCAGGAGCAAAGACAGGUUUUUAAUGAAAGGUUUCAGAACUGGAGUACAAUUCUUUUACACGACGAAUUGCCCUCCAAAACUGAACCUUAACUUAAACUGUUAUAUCAUGUUGUUCUUGUGUUUGUGUUCUGGCCGUGUUCCGGCCACAUUCCUCCGAUAGUUCAGUUGUGUGCUGGCAUGAUUGUCAUGGCCGGGGAGGAAACAGGCGAGGAAGGGCAACCGCGCAGGACACCAGAGCUCCCUCUGCGGCGCUGUCCAUACCCCCUUCCGACACAACUACUGAACUUCAAGCAUCAUCAGCUGAUGGUGCAGCCUUAAAAGAUGAGAAGAGCAAGGUUCCUGUGCCUGUACCAAAGGAGCUGUCGUUUCUACUGAAGGAGACCACAGAUCAAACACAAGGGCCUGAGUCAAAUCCAGGGCUCAGCACAAGUGUUGCUUGCACAUCUGUGCGCAAAGCUCUCACUUUUGAAGACAGCAAUGAAGAUGCUCCUUCAGCUCAGCCAGCCAUUCCUGUUCCAGUGGCUGGUUAUGAGCAUGAGCUGAGUACGUGGAGCUGCUCUCAACACCAGAAGCUGUGGAUGAAGACCGAGCUGCAAGAUCUGGGGCUGUGGCCCUGGGUCUCGACCAGUGCGUAACCCAGGAAACACAAUUUCACUCUGGCGUCUCCCUCCACAACCUGAGCUCAUAGAUACUGUAGCUGAGCUCCCGUCACCAAAUUUUUUCCAGCUCCACCCCUUCUUCCUAUGGAAACCUGAGAGCAGCAUCAUGGCCAGGUUGAGGAACAAUUAUACCUUGCUAUGUUUGCAUGCUUGUGCUCUUCCACGUGUGGUCUCUGCUGGUGUGGGCAGGCCUCGAGUGAUUGUUGGCACCAGUGGUCAGUAUUACAUCCUGUCCUCACGACUCUGCUGCAGGGCUUGUCGCAGGAACUGGUUUGCUGACAAUCCACGAUGGCUGGAGAAACUGCCAAAUAGGUUUACCAACCUUCUCCCAGCCUUUCUAACUUACAAAAAGGCCAUCUGCAAGUCUGUAAUGGAUGAGCUGAGGCGCACUGGCAAACCUCCAGCAGACAUGGCAAACCAGGUGAACGAACUCAUGCAUCUUAAGUUUAGACGAGCUCACCUGGCAUACCUGCAUGCCAUAGAAUCUGUCUGGGAUUCUGAGGCAGGAGUACAUGGACAGAGGACCAUUGGGCAGUUCCUGAGGAAGGAAAACAGACCGCAGGAGUUCAGGUCGUAUGGAGACUUAGAUGGGUGGUGUGGAGUCUCGGUGUCCAGCUACUACCUGACUGACUGCCUGCUUGAUGAAUUUCGACGUCAACAGCCAGCCAUAUCCAAACUUGUCCAAGGCACUUUUGGACAGGUCUUCAGGUCUGACCACACGAGGAAGGUGGCACGAAAAGUCACUCUGGCAUCUGGGGUCAUGUCCAGUUAUGCCGUGAUGAAUGAGCACUGGCUGAUUGUUUCGUGGGUGAUGGUUCAGUCUGAGACAGAGAGGUCCUUGGAACCCAUGUACCAAGGAAUGGCCACACGGUACAGUGAUGCUGGAGUGGAAAAGGCAGGAUACCACUGGGUGGACAGGGAUUGCUGUGCACCGUUUAAGAUCCCGGACUGCAUCCCUGGUGAAAAUCUAAACUGGGAAGCCUGGAAAACCACUCCUGCUAAUAUUGCUGCAGCCACAUCUGGACCACUGGCAAACUCUUGUGCCUCUCGAACAAAUUAUAAUCCAAACAUUGUUGUUAAACUGGACUUGUUCCACUGCCUGAGGCGAUUUUCACGAGAAUGCACCUCUGAGCAUCACCCUCUGUUCAGCACGUUCUGCCAGCUUCUCUCUGCUGCUUUCUCUGUGGUUGAUCAGGAGGACCUGAAGAGGCUUCAGGAUGCCUAUGAAUUCUGUGGUAUCCAUCCAGCUAAUCCCACUAAGCAGCACAUAAGAGAGCACUGCAGGAUUAAAAUACCACAACCCACAGAGCUACUGAACAGAGUGGAAAAAGUCCUGAAACAUUUCCACCAGACAACAGACCCCAACAAUAUCCCACUCUUCAAGCCAUCCAUGCUGAAAGUGUGGCGCGUACAGAGAGUGCACAUACUGCGUGGCUGCCUCAGUGACCCUGAACUUUCAGAGGGCGUAAUGUUUAGGUAUGGUGGGACUCUUCAGCUAAACCACGUCCCCGGUGAAGGCGCUAAAGUCCCCAUCUGGAUUCCUGUCCGAGGCACUUCGCAGCAGGAGGGUUACCAUUUCCACCAGGCGCAGUGGAUCACUGGGACUCACGUAUCCACUGAACUGUUCCAGGCCCAGGGCAUGACAGGGGUGGCACGAUGGAACUACCAACAGCUGGUGGACCUUAAGCAGCCAGGUGUCAUUCUCCCUGCUGUUUUUGAUCCAGCUCUAGUGGCGGAGUUGAACGCAGUCUCCAGGAGAGUGACCGGGCAAGAGAAGUACCCUGCACUUCACCUCUCUGACAGAGACACUGGAGAGAGAUUUGGGCUUGAAUACAGAGAGCCAGGCUGCCGCCCAAUCCCUCUGAACUGGGACAAACACAAAACCCUGAAGACAGAUGAACCAGCCGCCCUUCCGCCUCCAUCCUGUCUACAAAAAGCUGUGUCUGCCCGACUUCAAGUUUGUCCUCCUUCAAGUUCCUCCUCCAGCUCGGCAGUGUCAGGCCUGGCACCCCCUGGACCAGCACCACCUGUCACUGACCCACUCUCUGCUGGUGUACUUUUAAAGCAGGAGACACCAUCAGAAGACAUCCAGGAACCUACAGCAGUUAUGGAAAUCUCUGAUGCCCUUCCUCUGCAUGUGCGGGCCUCACCAAGGAGUGCACGCACUGGACCUAUAAAAACAGGCGGACGGGUUUUUGUGCUGGACCACACACGCUGGACAUCACCCAUAAAAAAGGCAAUUGAUGACUUGUUGCAAAAGCACCAUGGGAAGAAGGACCUGCUGAAGCUUGUAGAUCAAGAUUAUGCAAGCAUGGUCCACCGUUCUGCUAUGGACCCCAACAGCUUGCUGCACCCCACAUCCAAGUUGCACAUAUCCCGCUACGUGAAGCACUUGGGCAAACUUCUGAACACAAGUUCUUCAUUGAACACAAGCCCUGAAAAGCUUGUGCAGACGCAGCAGCUCUGGCAUGCUUUAACAGAAGGGAGUGAGACAGUUAGUGUUCCUGUGGUCACCAUCAAGCCAGCUGUCUUCAACCCACCACCUCCUCCCUUGUCUACACCUCUCACACAAGACUCAAUAGAAAAAAUUCUGGAAGGCAUUUUAGAGAAGCAGCAGCAACAACAACAACAACAAAAACAACAACAGCAGCAGCCUGAGCAAAAAAAAAAGGCAGACAAAGACCUGUCUUGCCUGUGGACAGCCCAAGUCCCAGUUUGAGACUGACGGAUCUUCUGUCCACUUUUUUUAUCAGCAAGGGCCUGUGCGCUAUUUCUAUUGUUCAAGGAAGGUCCAUCAGAGUUAUGCUGCUGAGGGCAUUUGUAACCCCAAAAUGCCCUUUGAAGAAUUUGCCCAAACAGAAUUCUUCCAGCGGGAACUGCAAGCUACGAAGAAGCGGGCGGAGGAGAGGAUGGCAAAAAAGAGGAAACGGCCAGAGUCCCAACAAGCAGGCCGCCUCUGCAGGUUCUGCCACAUGGACCUGAAACAGGGACCAAACAGCCCACAUAUACACACAGGGUUCCCAGGAGUGGCAGGGAAAUACAUUUACUGCCCUUCUAAAGUGUCCUCUCUAUACAGAGAUAAGGGCGUGGCCAAGGAGAUGACCUGGAAGCAGUUUCAGGAGUCUCCUUUCUAUGAGGCAGAGAGACAUAGAUGGGUAGAAGAACGAAAAAAAUGAGGAAUAAAUAGUUGACAUUGUACAUAAUUCAGAGGGUUAAUUGCUGUGAAUGUUGUUUGUUUUUUUUCUACAAAUGUAAAUAUAUAAAUGUCCAUCCAUCCAUUCACUUCCGCACAUCCUGUUA